This is a messenger RNA of Papaver somniferum (opium poppy), 510 nucleotides long. Its product is annotated as ribonuclease H-like. The transcript has a single exon. Gene Ontology annotation, molecular function: nucleic acid binding; RNA-DNA hybrid ribonuclease activity. NCBI's taxonomy places the organism in Eukaryota, Viridiplantae, Streptophyta, Magnoliopsida, Ranunculales, Papaveraceae. Bases 1 to 510 code for a protein of 169 amino acids. The record is from RefSeq and is a predicted model, not a curated record.
AUGCAGAGGAUAGUGGAGGUAAGAUUCAUUCUCCCUGCAAUAAAUAAUACAUUGAUAUGUUGUGAUGGUGCAUCUAGGGGGAAUCCUGGUGUUGCAGGUUAUGGAUUUGUGUGCAGAAGUGAUCAAGGUGAGUUUAUCUAUGCUGAAGCUAAAGGCUUGGGUAUAGCAACAAACUUCAUUGUUGAAGUUAUGGCUAUUGUUGGAGCAGCAGAAUGUGUAUUGAUAAAUAAUAAGGUUAAUAUAUGCAUUCACUCAGAUUCAAGUGCAGCAGUCAAAGUUUAUACCUCGGGGAAACUACCUUGGUUCAUUAUGACAAGAUGGAAAAGAAUAAAAGAGCUACUAAGGAAUAUUCAAUUUGUACAUAGUUUGAGAGAAAUAAAUUUCUCUGCAGAUUCACUUGCAAAGAGAGGUGCAGGUUUAGAGAGGGGGGUGAGUCAAAUUUUUACUACUAGACCAAAUUUCUUGUCAGCAAUGGAAUCUCCUGACAGAGUAUAUUAUAGGUUCCGAUGA